AUGGCUCGUUCCACCAGAAGGUCCAGAGUCGUUUCGUCCAGUGAUAAUGAAGAUUCCAGUGCAAGAAGAUCUAGAAGAAAUGUUCUGUACGUGGAAGAAAGUGACGAUGAGAAUGGCCUUCUCGGCGAUGCAGAAGAGCCUGCGGAUGAAUUGGCGAGCAUACCAUCGGGAAACGAUAAGCCAGCACAAGAUGAUAAUUAUGACGAGGAUUUUUCCGAAAGUGAACCGGAAGUAAUGCCAAAAAGAAAGAGAAGGAAAAGGUCGUCUCGGGCAGAAAGAGGCAGAAACUCCGACGACUCAGACUUUCAAGACAUAGGUGAUUCCGAAGAGGACCAGAUUUCUGACGCAUAUGACGAAGACGAUGCCUUCAUGGAAAAACUACGAGAAAAGCAAUUUAUCGCAUCUGAAGAUGACGAUGAACAGGCGGGAAGUAGUUACUUCAGUACUAGAAGACGUCGUGCUAAAUCCAGGUCUAGAUCUACCGAUCCCAAACCAUCAAGACGACUUACGCGUGCAAACGAGACCGGGGCAGAAGCUGAUGACGAGGAAGGCGAAGAGGAUAGCAUUAACCAAGAAAUCCAGGAUUUAUACGACUCUUCUCCCGAUCAGAGUCCAGUAAAGCACAAACUUCGUGAAAGGGAAAAAAUUGAUUAUACAAUUCCACCUCCGAUCACAAAUGAUACGGAACUCUACGCUGGCGUACCUACCUCGCAAUCCUUCCGGUCUCGAGGGAAGAAAAACAACAGCAAAAGCGACUUCCGAAAGCUUCUCUUUCCCACCGCUGGACCUUUUGGUGGUAGCGAUGUUAUUUCGAUUUUAGGCCAAAACAUACCUCCUGGUGGGAUCCCUAUUCCUGGUAUGACUGCCGAAAAUUCUGGCCCAGUUCAUUUUAACAACGAUUCAGAUUCUUCUGAUGAUGAUUUCACUCCUGUUGCUGGUACACUUCUGGCUCCUUCUGCUUCAAACUUUGGUCCCACAAACAAUAUCGUAAAUCAUACAAAGAUCAUUGGAGCUUCAUCUUCUACAGAUAAGAAGAAGAAAAAUACUUUGAGUGAUACAGAUCCGUUAGGUGUGGACAUGAAUAUUGACUUUUCGUCUGUUGGCGGUCUAGACAACUACAUCGAUCAGCUCAAGGAGAUGGUUGCCUUGCCACUUUUGUAUCCUGAACUAUACCAGAAUUUCUCCAUCACGCCGCCACGUGGUGUCUUAUUCCACGGUCCUCCUGGAACUGGUAAAACGUUAAUGGCAAGGGCCCUUGCUGCAAGCUGUUCCACCCCCUCUCGAAAAAUUACCUUUUUUAUGCGUAAAGGUGCUGAUUGUUUAAGUAAGUGGGUUGGUGAGGCUGAGAGACAAUUAAGACUUCUAUUUGAAGAAGCUAAGAACCAACAACCUUCAAUUAUCUUUUUCGAUGAAAUUGAUGGAUUGGCUCCCGUACGUUCGUCUAAACAGGAACAGAUUCACGCUAGUAUCGUCUCCACUUUACUCGCAUUAAUGGACGGAAUGGAUAAUAGGGGACAAGUAAUUGUCAUUGGUGCGACAAAUAGGCCAGAUUCUGUGGAUCCAGCAUUGAGAAGACCUGGUCGUUUUGACCGUGAGUUCUAUUUCCCUCUUCCUGAUAUUGAGGCUAGAAAGCAAAUUUUGAAUAUCCACACGAGGAAAUGGACGCCGCCUUUACCUCCUGUGUUUAUCGAAAAAGUAGCAAAGUUAACAAAGGGGUACGGUGGUGCUGAUUUGAGGGCUUUAUGUACCGAAGCUGCAUUGAACUCGAUCCAAAGAAAAUACCCUCAAAUCUACCAAUCGUCUGAUAAAUUGAAGGUAGAUCCUUCAAAAGUGAAAGUUAUUGCUAAGGACUUCAUGCGUGCUAUUGACAAAAUUGUUCCAUCAAGUGCUAGAUCGUCGUCUACUGGCUCUUCACCGUUGCCCGAAAGACUUCAACCUCUACUCCAGGAGUCUCUUGAUAAGAUUAUUAACCGAUUGGCUGACCUAUUACCGGACGCAGUUGGUGUUGGAAGACAGAAGAGGCUUACUAACCUUGAGGAAGCGAAGUAUUUGGAUCCUACUAUUAAGGAUAGUGAUGGAGGAUUCUCUAAACACGAGCUUUUGAAGAGUUUAGAAAGUUCAAGAAUCUGCAAGCCUCAUUUAUUAAUCUGCGGCGAAAAGGGAUCUGGGCAGCAAUACCUUGGUGCAGCAGUUUUGAAUGUAUUGGAAGGAUUUCAGGUUCAGAAUCUUGAUUUAGCAACUAUGUUUGGUGAUGUUACGAGAACUCCAGAACUGUGUAUUGUGCAAACAUUUAUUGAAGCAAGACGUCACCAACCAUCGAUUAUCUUCAUUCCCAACAUCGAUACAUGGUUUAAUGUGAUGCCGCAAUCAGCAAAAGCUGUGCUAUCUGGCUUGCUUCGGAAUCUCAGAAGUGACGAAAAAAUCCUUCUUUUGGGAAUUGCUGAAAGAAGCUAUGAGGAAUUGGACGUGGAGAUAAAGAUGACGUUGGGAUUUUCUGGUGAUCUGAACAAUGUUGCCUUAACAAACCCUACCGCUGAAGCUCGUAAGACGUUCUUUGUUUCUGUUGAAAAGGCACUUUUGAUGAAACCAUACGAAUUUUUGAAUGAUUUGGAGAAUAGGCCAAAGCGGAGAUUGAAGCAAUUACCUGUGGUCCCUCCCGAAAGCACUCCAACUAAUGAUCUUUCUAGAAAGCGACAAAAACAGCAAGAUUAUCAGGAUAAGAGACUAAAGAAUAUGUUGAAAAUCAAACUUGCUGGAUUGAUGGACCUCUUUAAGAAUAGGUACAAGAGAUUCAAAAAACCAAUUGUUGAUGACAGCUUGUUGCAUCAUUUGUUUGAACCUAGUGUUUUAGAGAAUCCAAUGUAUGAGGUGGCAUAUGUUAUAGAAGAUACACCAGAGCAUCCAAACAUGAUAAAGGAGCUCGCGACAGGAAAAUAUUUUUACAAUAUGGACUUGGAUACAAUAGAGGAAAGAAUUUGGAAUGGUUACUAUUCUGAAGCAAAGCAAUUCUUGAAGGACAUACGUAUGAUUGUGAAGGACGCUAUUUCCACUGGAGAUAGGGAGCGCAUCUUAAAGGCAAACGAGAUGUUAACAAAUGCACAAUUCGGUAUUGACGACUUCAAUAAUCCUGAAUUUGCUGCUGAGUGUAAAGCAUUACGUGCUCGUGAGAUUGAGAAGCAGAAGAAGCUUGUUUCUGAAUACGAGAAGCUCAAGGAAGAAUUUUCGAAAAAGCAAGAAGCAAAUUUGAGAAGUUUAGAAAAUGAUCCAUCUAUACUUAAUGGACAUGCGGCAGAGGCUGAAUUGAAACUUCUUGGGCAUCCAUACGACGCUUCAAUUCUUGAAAAAGUUGACAAUGGACCAAAAGUACCUAACGGCUCAGUUGAUACGAAAGAAGAUCAAGCACACAGAAAUGGAGAAGAUGAAAAAGCAGGAGAGGAAAAAGAGGAGGGCGUAAAAACUGACAAUGACAGUUUCAUGGUUAUUACUCCACCGCAUGAAGCGUCUAAAGAUAAGGAAAACGGACCUGUUCCUGCUUCUGCCAAUGCUGAAGCGGAUAUGGGAGCGAAUUCAAUGAAUGACGUAGAGAAUACAGCAGAGACUUUGGAUGAAAGCGAGUCAGAAGCUGAGGUUGAAGAUCAAAUACACCCAACGAGAGAACUAAUAGUUCCCGAAGAAACAAAAAAACUUUUUGAAGAGAUAAUGAUCAACGAAACGGAAGGUUUUACAGUGGAACAGCUAGAACAUUUUGUGGCACGGUUGAUGGAAGUCAUUUGGGCCGACCGUGGCAAAUGGGAUAAAACAGGCACUGUCGCCAUGCUUAAGGAAGUGAUUAAGCACAUAUAG
Clavispora lusitaniae ATCC 42720 is the source of this 3843-nucleotide messenger RNA. RefSeq lists its product as uncharacterized. Gene Ontology annotation, biological process: positive regulation of transcription by RNA polymerase II. Gene Ontology annotation, cellular component: nucleus. The record is from RefSeq and is a predicted model, not a curated record. Gene Ontology annotation, molecular function: ATP hydrolysis activity; ATP binding; chromatin binding. Lineage: Eukaryota; Fungi; Ascomycota; Pichiomycetes; Serinales; Metschnikowiaceae.